UCAUUUUUCUAAACUUGCCACUGAAUGAACAGUGAAGUCUGACGAUAAACAAAAAUCAAAUCGAUCGUAAAAAGUUUUAUGCAUAGCGAUUUUAUGCGCCAUGGUUUUAUGUAUCCGCGAUCAAUAUGAUUUGCGGCUUAGGAGCGUGAAAUUCCUAAUCUUGAAGAAUUGAUGUAUCGCUCAAGUGUAAAGAAUUACACGGGAUGAACUCUUGUUGUGCAGAAAGGUCAGAGACGCCGCGCCCACCGCUGGUGCAAUUAAUACCAGCGGUGUCACGACCCGCGCCACCUUGGUCGGCUGUCGCGAUAAUCGAUCUUAAGAUGCAGGAACUAUCGUCACAGCAUUUUGUGGGGAAAUAUCUGAUACUUCUCUUCUAUCCGUGUGACUUCUCAUUCAUGUGCCCCACCGAACUUAUCCAAUUUAGCGAUCGCAUUGCCGAAUUCCAAGCUCUUGGUUCGGAGGUAGUAGCAGUCUCAACAGAUUCUAAAUUCUCGCAUUUCGCUUGGGUGACGACCCCGCGUAAGCAAGGAGGCUUGGGCGAAAUGAAGAUUCCAUUGCUCUCCGAUAAGAAUCAUCAAAUAGCGCGGGACUACGGCGUAUUAAACGAGAAACAAGGGUAUGCAUACAGAGCCCUAUUCAUUAUAGAUAGACAGCAAAUUAUACGCCACGUGACGAUAAACGACCAAGAUCUACCGCGAUCAGUGGAUGAAGUAUUGCGAGUUAUAAAAGCUUGUUGCUUCGUGGAUAAAAACGGCAGUCUGUGUCCUUACGGCCCAGUGCCGACGAACAACGCUUUCGGAGAAGAACCAGACUAUUUCAGCACAUCUUAAUCUCGAUUAUAUGUCAAUUCUUAUAUUUCUCAAUCGUGAUGAACGCAAUCUUUCGUUAAUUAUAUGGUUUAUAUCAAAGUGAAUGAUCAUUCAAGACUUUGAUUGAACUGAAACAAUCACUCACGGUAAUCGUGGCAGCUAAAUGGCAGGGAAUAUUAAUAAAUGACCUUUCGACACAUCUAGCUUGAGAUUUGAGU
This is a messenger RNA of Mycetomoellerius zeteki, 1027 nucleotides long. RefSeq names its product peroxiredoxin-2-like. Gene Ontology annotation, cellular component: cytosol. The coding region runs from base 204 to 830 and encodes 208 amino acids. The transcript has 2 exons. Gene Ontology annotation, biological process: cellular response to stress; hydrogen peroxide catabolic process; response to oxidative stress. Gene Ontology annotation, molecular function: thioredoxin peroxidase activity. Lineage: Eukaryota; Metazoa; Arthropoda; Insecta; Hymenoptera; Formicidae. The record is from RefSeq and is a predicted model, not a curated record.